Molecule: messenger RNA, 252 nt
Organism: Henningerozyma blattae CBS 6284
Lineage: Eukaryota; Fungi; Ascomycota; Saccharomycetes; Saccharomycetales; Saccharomycetaceae
Gene: COA3
Product: Coa3p
Exons: 1
Coding region: 1-252 (83 amino acids)
Biological process (GO): mitochondrial respiratory chain complex IV assembly
Cellular component (GO): mitochondrial inner membrane
Source: RefSeq, a predicted model, not a curated record
AUGUUUGAACCAUCCCCAUACCAGGACAGGAAAACAUGGAAGAUGACCCCAGCUAUGAUUAGAGCUAGGGAACCCUUUUUUAGAAGAAACAUAAUCGGUGUUUCUGUUCUACUUGGUGUAUCUGCCUCAAUCUAUUUUUACACAUACCGUUUCCUUCAUAAAGAUAACGAUUUUGCAGAUGUGCCAAUUCCACCUAUCGACCCUAAGGAACUGGAAACAUUGAAACAAGAGUACUACAAGGAUAAGAAAUGA